Molecule: messenger RNA, 1315 nt
Organism: Mercurialis annua (annual mercury)
Lineage: Eukaryota; Viridiplantae; Streptophyta; Magnoliopsida; Malpighiales; Euphorbiaceae
Product: protein LATERAL ORGAN BOUNDARIES-like
Exons: 2
Coding region: 133-912 (259 amino acids)
Source: RefSeq, a predicted model, not a curated record
CUAACACAAAUACGACACACGUUUCAAAUACUAAACCGCCCCAUCUCUCGCACGCUAUAAAACAGUACGGUACGACGGUUACCAACUUCAUUUUCAAACCCAACUGAUUAUGAUCCUCAAACAAACCCUGCAAUGCAAAGAUCAGCGCCUGCUGGUAAUUUCAAGAACACUGCACCAUCAUCAUCACCACCACCACCUUGCAUUGCAUGUAAAUAUCAACGUAGAAAGUGUCCACCAGAUUGCAUUCUUGCACCACAUUUUCCCGCAAAUGCACCACCUAAUAAAGAUUUUGAGAACGCACGUAAACUGUUUGGUGUAAGUAACAUAGUGCAAACUCUCAAGAACAUACCCGAUUUUACGCAGAGAAGAGAUGCUGUUGUGAGUAUGGUUUAUCAGGCUAAUGCUAGAGCCAGAGACCCUGUUGGUGGCUGUCAACGUAUUCUUGUUCAACUGAAUGAACAAAUUCGGCAAUCUGAAAUGGAACUUCAGUCUGUUAUGAGUCAGAUUGCGUAUUAUCGGAAUCAAGAAUUCGCGGCUAGUUCUUCGUUUUAUGCUCACAAUCUUGCUCGUACAUCGGCUGUGUAUGAACCUAUGCCAGUUCAGCAAUAUGGGGGGUACUCUAUGUAUGGCUUAGAACAUCAAGAACCUUUACCAAUUCAGCAUUACCCUAUGUAUGACUUGCAAAAUCAAGAACUGGCGCGAGAUCAAGAAAUUGGAAUUGCUUUGAAGGAUGAAGCAGAAGGAUCGUGUGCAAGUGGCGGCUUUCGUAAUUCAACUUCUUCACGAGAAAGCGUAUCGGAUUUUGGUGGUGUUAAGUACGGUGGUAUUGAAUCUGUUUUUGUUGGGUCUGAUGAAAGAAACAAAACUGUUUCUUUGGAAUUUCAAGAUCCUACAAAUUACAGAGCAAACUAAUUUGAUUCGACGAAAAGAACCGGUGAUUGAAGAAGAUCAGAAAUUAACCAGUUAGAUAUGAGCAGGAUCACUAUCUGAAGGAUGCUUCUACACAAUUUACUCAGAAAAAUGGUGAAGGAUCAAUGUCCUAGACUACAACAGAAGUUUCUAUAAAAACACAGUGAAAUUUCACUUAUAGCUAGAUGAUUUUAGUUAUGUAGAAAAGCUGUGCAUUCUGAUACAUAUCAUUAGACUUGUUUGAUUCUUUGAGGUUAGAUGAAAAUAUUGUAGCUUCUUUGAGGUCCUAUAGCUUUCAAACAGUAAUGCUGUGUAAAUACAUUUCUUUGAUUGGGUUCUGAAAUGAAUCAAACUCAUACUUCAUUGUGAAUAAUGUAUAUAUGUAAGUCCAGACAUUUUUUUUUAA